AUGGCCUCCGCCCGCCUCGUCGCGCUCGCCGUCUUCCUCCUCCUCCUCUUCGCCCUGGGCCCGGGCGAGGCGCGCGCGGCGGACGACGGCGAGGUGCGCGCGCUGCUGGCGCUGGGGGCCGCGCUGGACCCGACGGGCCGCCUGCUCCCGUCGUGGGCGCCCGGCCGCGACCCCUGCGCGCCGCCGCCGUCGGGGGGGUUCGAGGGCGUCGCGUGCGACGCCCGCGGCGCCGUCGCCAACGUCUCGCUGCAGGGGAAGGGGCUCGCCGGCACGCUCCCGCCCGCCGUCGCGGGCCUCCGCUCCCUGACGGGGCUCUACCUCCACUACAACGCGCUCCGCGGCGGCAUCCCGCGGGAGCUGGCGGCGCUCGCCGCGCUCACCGACCUCUACCUCGACGUCAACAACUUCUCGGGGCCCAUCCCGCCGGAGAUCGGCGCCAUGGCAUCACUGCAAGUGGUGCAGCUCUGCUACAACCAGCUCACCGGGAGCAUCCCCACGCAGCUGGGCAACCUCACCAGGCUCACCGUGCUAGCCCUGCAGUCCAACCGCCUCAACGGCGCCAUCCCGGCCAGCCUCGGCGACCUGCCGCUGCUCGCGCGCCUCGACCUCAGCUUCAACGCCCUCUUCAGCUCCAUCCCCGUCAGGCUCGCGCAGCUGCCCAGCCUCGUCGCGCUCGACGUCAGGAACAACUCGCUCACCGGCAGCGUGCCCGCCGAACUGGCCGCCAAGUUGCAGGCCGGCUUCCAGUACGGGAACAACAGCGACCUGUGCGGCGCCGGGCUGCCCGCGCUCCGCCCGUGCAACCCGGCGGACCUCAUCGACCCCGACAGGCCCCAGCCCUUCAGCGCAGGCAUCGCGCCGCAGGUCACGCCCUCCGGCGGCGGCGGCGGCAACGGGCGCGCGCCAUCGACCAGGGCGCUCGCGGCCGUGGUCGUCGCCGCCGUGGCCCUUCUCGCAGCCACGGGGGUCGGCCUGUUCGCGCUCUCGUAUCGCCGGUGGCGACGGCAGAGUGUCGCGGGGGGCUCGCCGUCGACGAUCUCCGGCGGCCGGUGUAGCACGGAGGCCGCGCCUUCGGCGGCGAAGGCGUCGCCGUCGGCUCGCAAGAGCGCGUCGUCGGCGCUGGCGAGCCUCGAGUACUCCAACGCCUGGGACCCGCUGGCCGACGCGCGCGGCGGGCUGGGCUUCUUCUCGCAGGACGUGCUGGUCCAGAGCCUCCGGAUCAGCACGGAGGAGGUGGAGUCCGCGACGCGCUACUUCUCCGAGCUCAACCUCCUCGGGAGGCGCGGCAAGAAGGCCGGCGGCAUCGCGGCCACGUACAGGGGCACGCUCCGCGACGGCACCUCCGUUGCCGUGAAGCGGCUCGGCAAGACGUGCUGCCGGCAGGAGGAGGCCGACUUCCUGAGGGGGCUGAGGCUGCUCGCGGAGCUCCGGCACGACAAUGUGGUCGCGCUGAGGGGUUCUGCUGCUCCAGGGCGCGCGGGGAGUGCUUCCUCGUCUACGACUUCGUGCCCAACGGCAGCCUGUCGCAGUUCCUCGACGUCGACGCCGACGCAGACAACGCCGGCGGCGGCAGCGGCCGUGUCCUCGAGUGGUCCACGAGGAUCUCCAUCAUCAAGGGCAUCGCCAAAGCACUGUUCAUACUUGUUCACAUACAGUACUACUACUAGUUGUCUUUAUGAUCGGUCGAUUUUGCCUGAAAACACAUGCACAAGGACGAACAAGCCCGCCCUCGUCCACCAGAACAUCUCAGCGGACAAGGUCCUGCUGGACUACACGUACAGGCCCCUCAUCUCCGGGUGCGGCCUGCACAAGCUCCUCGUGGACGACCUCGUCUUCUCGACGCUCAAGGCCAGCGCGGCCAUGGGGUACCUCGCGCCGGAGUACACCACCGUGGGCCGCUUCUCGGAGAAGAGCGACGUCUACGCGUUUGGGGUCAUCGUGCUCCAGGUGCUCACCGGCAAGAGGAAGGUGACGACGACCCAGUUGCCGGACAACGUCGAUGAGCUCGUCGACGGCAACCUGCAGGGGAAUUACUCCGCGGCCGAGGCCGCCAAGCUGGCAAAGAUCGGCUUGGCUUGUACCAGCGAGAACCCGGACCAGAGGCCGACGAUGGUAGAGCUGCUCCAAGAACUGGGCACCAUCUGA
Miscanthus lutarioriparius is the source of this 2145-nucleotide messenger RNA. NCBI's taxonomy places the organism in Eukaryota, Viridiplantae, Streptophyta, Magnoliopsida, Poales, Poaceae. The record is from the annotation of a GenBank genome assembly.